This is a messenger RNA of Zophobas morio, 1598 nucleotides long. RefSeq names its product cytochrome P450 306a1-like. NCBI's taxonomy places the organism in Eukaryota, Metazoa, Arthropoda, Insecta, Coleoptera, Tenebrionidae. Gene Ontology annotation, biological process: xenobiotic metabolic process. The transcript is spliced from 7 exons. Bases 91 to 1533 code for a protein of 480 amino acids. The record is from RefSeq and is a predicted model, not a curated record. Gene Ontology annotation, molecular function: oxidoreductase activity, acting on paired donors, with incorporation or reduction of molecular oxygen, reduced flavin or flavoprotein as one donor, and incorporation of one atom of oxygen; iron ion binding; heme binding. Gene Ontology annotation, cellular component: cytoplasm; intracellular membrane-bounded organelle.
GGACGCACUUUAAUCAAUUUUCCUUGCAAUGUCAAUACAACACCGUGCAUGGUAACAGCAGAAAUAAAUUGUCACUAAAACACCAACAAAAUGACUGAAUUAAUCGUUCUUUCGUUAGCACUAUUAAUACUUAUAGCUACAUACAUAUAUUAUUGCCGUCAAAAUUACCUCCCAGGCCCAUGGAACUUACCAGUAAUUGGUUAUUUACACAAAAUAGAUCCAAAAGCGCCUCAUUUGUCGUUUUUAAAACUCGCCCAAAAAUAUGGUCCAAUCUAUAGACUAAAGCUUGGAUCGUUCAACACCGUAUUCAUCUCUGACGCAAAAUUACUAAAACAAGUGUUAAUGAAGGAUGCGACUCUUUCAAGACCACCUCUUCAUCUCUUGGGCAUUAUAUUUGGAGAUAAAGGAAUCAUAUACUCUUCUUCUGAUGUAUGGAAAGAUCAAAGAAAAUUUGUAAGUAAUUUCUUGAGAGUGUCAGGUGCUACCAAAAUGUUUCCAAAUAAAGAAGCGUUAGAAAAUCAAAUGAAACAAAGUGUUCAAGAUGUUAUCCAAUAUGUCCAAAAUCAAGGUAAUUCUGUGACGUUAAAUCCAUCAGAAGCUAUAACACACUAUGUCUCUGACAUAAGCAGCAGCUUAAUUUUAGGUAGACGUGACAGUAAAUUAGAGAAAAUUCUGACACAUAAUUUCUUUAAAAUAGUAAAACAAUAUCAAGUCUCUGGACCAGUGAAUUUCUUACCAUUUUUGCGUUUUCUACCAAAAUAUAGAAAGGGCGUAAAGUUACUUCAUGAUUUAGUAAACGAAAUUUUUACCACACUUAACAAAAUCGUCUGUCAAAACGAAAAAACCGACAACGAUAAGAAAUUAAUGAGUAUAGUUGAUACAUUCAUGUUGGAUAAAUCUGUGGACAAAGUAUUCAAUACUGGCCAACUGCAACUUUUAUCUAAUAUGUUCGGUGCUUCUACUGAAACUACCAUUAGUUCGAUAUUGUGGGUUUUGCUGUACUUGGCACACUUCAAAGAAGUCCAAAAUAAAGUUCGAAAAGAACUUUGGAAUAUUCUCCAAGACAAAUCUCCACAGAUAGGUGAUUUACCAAAACUGCCAUAUACGGAAGCCACUUUAGCUGAAGUAGCUAGAAUAAGAUUUUUAUUUCCGUUGGGUUUUCCUCAUUAUACCACUGACGAUGUAUGUGUAGAAAAUGUGAAAAUUCCGAAAAAUACUGUCAUAAUGCCGUUCCUGUGGGCGAUCUACAUGGAUCCAAAAGUAUGGCGAAACCCUGAAGAGUUUUGUCCAGAACGAUUUUUAAAUGACGAAGGAAAAUUUUUUCAACCUGAAUCGUUCCUUCCGUUUCAAGCUGGCAAAAGGGUUUGUGUUGGUAAAGAUGUGACAAGUAUGAUGAUCUUUACUUUUGUGGCAACUGUCUUACAGAAAUUUAAAUUGGAGGGUUGUAACGAUUCGGGUUCUGUAGAUCUGUCCUACGAUUGUGGUAUAACCACAAUUCCUAAACCACAAGAUCUGAUUUUUGUGAAGAUAUAGAAAAAAAUUUAGUGUGACAAAAUUUGUAUCUUUUUCUGGUUUUGAUUAUUUUGUUAUUAACAUAA